GCCAUCCCCGGCGCACACGCGUCCCUACGGCCAUCUCUCCCUCGCGCCCCGGCCGCCGCACCUUCCUUGUGGUACACACGUGCUGACCAUGGCUGCCCUCGCCCCGCCCCUCUCCUCGCCGCUGCCGCUGCCGUACGCGCGUCCGUCGCACGCCUCGUCUGCGCCGCCCGCGCCCUUUGCCGUGCCGCACGCCUCGUCGUCGCGCUCGCCGUCCGUCGCCUCGCCGCGUGCUGCCGCCGCGCCGCGCCAUCGCUCCGCCCUGCCGGCCCUCUCGCGCCCCGCACCCACGCCACUCUCGCGCCCGCUCGUCUCAGCGCCCGCUGCCGGCCCAUCGCGCCCCGCCGCCCGGCCCGGCACGCGCUCGUCGCGCCACCACCUCGAGCCGAACCCGUUUGAGAAGAGCUUCAGCUCCAAGCCGCCCGGCGAGUCGCCGUCGCCCGAGGCCGACGAGCCCGCCGACGACGCGGCGCCCGCCGGCGGCAAGAAGGCCAAGGGCGCCGCUGCGGCCAAGAAGGGUGCCGCGGCAGCGGGCGCCGCCAAGGCCAAGGGCUCCGACGGCGGCAGCCUGCUGGGCCAGCCGCCGGGCGAUGCGCCGCAGGAGGCGCCGCGCCUGCCCUCGCUCGCCGCCCUCACGUCCCCCGCCGCCGACGCCCAUCCGCACGCGUACCCAUGGAGCGGCGGCCUCGGCUCGCUGCGCGCCGGCCCUCUGAGCCCCGCCAUGCUCGCCGGACCCGCAGCGUCGGGCGUCGCGGCGCCCAGCGGCGGCGCGUUCGACGCGUCGGCCUUCCGCACCGGCUUCACGCCCGACCUCAGCAACUUCAAGACGGGCCUGACGCCGCUCGGCGGGCCGUCGAGCUUCCCGCCGCCGAGCCCGGGCACGGCCGCGUUCCUCGCCAUGAUCACGCACGGCUCCGGCGCCGGCCUGACGCCCGGCACUCUCUCGGCGCUCGCCGGCCCGCCGCACGACACCGCCGGCGCGCCGAUGCCGCCGCGCGAGGGCAAUGCCUUUGCGCUGGCCUUCCAGAAGAGCAUGGGCAACGGCACCGGCGCGUCGCAGCCGCCGCAGCCGCAGACGUCGCGCCUGCGCAUGACGACCGACGAGGCCGAGAAUGGCACGGCGCCGCAGGACAGCAAGGCCAAGAACGGCACGACGAGCCCGCAGAACGCGCGCAACAAGCCGCUGCCCAACAACACGAGCCCCAAGCGCGCCGGCGGCUCCAAGACGAAGCGCAGCGGAGCGGGCGCGGGCGUGCCGUCGCAGCCUGCACCGGCGGCGCAGCAGCCGCUGGGGCCGCCGCACGUGCCGAGCCAGCACGCGCCGCAGGGCAUGCCCGGCAAUGUGCCGCCGGCGGCCAGCGGCCUCUUCCUGCUCUCGCAGGCGCAUCAGGAGCUGACGAAGCGCGAGGACGAGGCGGCGGCGGCGGCGGCAUCGACGUCCAAGCCGAAGCGCAAGAAGUCGGAGAACGGCUCCGUCAACGGCGCGCCGGCCGGUGCGGCGGGCGCCAGUGCGAAGCGCGCCAAGAAGCAAAAGACGCCGCGCAGCGAGGCGGGCAGCGACAAGUAUCCGGGCAUGGAGUCGGACGAGGAGCGCGACUUUGACAAAGAGACGGAGGGCAUGGACGACGAGGAGAAGCGCAAAAACUUCCUCGAGCGCAACCGGCAGGCGGCACUCAAGUGCCGGCAGCGCAAAAAGGCCUGGCUGCAGCAGCUGCAGCAGCGCGCCGAGAUGCUGCAGACGGACAACGAGCACCUGCGCGACAGCGUCGGCGCGCUGCGCGGCGAGGUGGCGUUCCUCAAGUCGCAGCUCAUGGCCGCGCAGGCGCAGCUGGCGGGCGGCGCCGACGGCAGUCCGCCGCCGCCAGGCGCCAUGCACCACAUGCGUGGGCCACCGCCCAUGGGCGCGCUGCCGCCGGGCGUCGUGCCGCCGCCGGGCAUGCACAUGGGGCACGUCGUGCCGCCGCCGCCGCCGGGCACGUACGAGGCGCACGCCGUGCCGCGCCCCACGCACCUGCCGCCGCCGGGCGCGCCGUACGACGGCGCCGCCAUGGCACACCACAUGGCGCCGCGCGGCAUCAAGCAGCAGCAGGAGGCAUGAGGAGUGCAGCUGCUCCUCCACACACGCGCAGGACGUGCUGCAGCCCCAUCGCCGAGCCUGCCCGUUACCGUAACGACCUUUCCUCCCCCCGCCCCUCUCUACCGCUCUGCUCGCUGCGCCCCACACCCCUGUUGUACCAUCGCCGUCGCCCGUCGCUGCCCCCCCGUGUAUUUCCCCUUGUCAUGCUGCGGCACCUGGACCAAUUGCAUGCCAUUGCGACAC
This is a messenger RNA of Tilletiopsis washingtonensis, 2317 nucleotides long. RefSeq lists its product as hypothetical. The transcript has 3 exons. Gene Ontology annotation, biological process: regulation of transcription by RNA polymerase II. Gene Ontology annotation, molecular function: RNA polymerase II cis-regulatory region sequence-specific DNA binding; DNA-binding transcription factor activity, RNA polymerase II-specific. Bases 89 to 2095 code for a protein of 668 amino acids. Lineage: Eukaryota; Fungi; Basidiomycota; Exobasidiomycetes; Entylomatales. The record is from RefSeq and is a predicted model, not a curated record.